AGCGGUCAUUGCUCAGAAGGAUACCUGCGCGGGUGCAUGGUGGCAGUGGCGGCAAGUCGAUGUCGAGACGUUUCGGAGGACGGGGAUAGGAUAGCUGGAAAGCGUACGACCCAAGUCGGGCGAGAGGUACCAGAGCCUGACGUCUGCUACCUGCGACAUAUGAUCGGUCUUGGAGGAGACCACGAUGGUGACGAGGCCCCGAUACAGGUAUUCCUGUCCCUGUAUCCCCUUUCAAUGGUACGCACCGUCAGUACCGGUCGCAUAGCUAUCGAGACGGAGGCGACCUGGCAGGCCAUCUCGCAGCUGCCCGACGUUCGCGAGAUUGAGAUCGCGGAUAGCCAAGGCACUGCCGCCUCCUUGUUCAGGUUCAUGGAGCAGAGCCCUUUGGCGUUCCCCAAGCUGGAACGGCUGGUUUUCCGUAACAUCAUCUGGAACAAGGAGCCAAAGCAGGCCGGCUCUCUCAUGCUGUUGUUGAUACGGCUGCUGGAAGGCCGCAAAGAGCGCGGCUUGGGCGUGAGGCGUCUCGACGUCCACUCCGGCAGUAACGUGGACACCAAGAGCAACUUUCACCAGGACCUCCCGAAGCUGAAGAUGCUGGUCGAGGAGCUCGAGUUUUCUGAGGGCGUGUCGCAGGACGGAUGCGAUACCUGUGAGCAUGCUCACAGCGACCCCGAAAGGCCGCUUUCAGACUCGGCUUCCGAGUCUAAAUCCGGAUCUGAUGGCGACGGGCAAGCCGAGUGACACCAUGAUGGCCAGUAGAGGAGGCGUAGGUCUGGGUGGUGGCUACGGAGUCUGUCUAGUUUUCUUGUCUUCGAAGCAAUAGUUCACAUCGUGCCGUUCCCAAGAUGAGCGCUUCACUUGGAUUUACACAUGUGCUUGACAUGGAUCCCCUGUACAGUAAUUCAAUAUUCAAUGAUGACACCCUGUUU
Phanerochaete carnosa HHB-10118-sp is the source of this 929-nucleotide messenger RNA. RefSeq lists its product as uncharacterized. Lineage: Eukaryota; Fungi; Basidiomycota; Agaricomycetes; Polyporales; Phanerochaetaceae. The transcript has a single exon. Bases 235 to 741 code for a protein of 168 amino acids. The record is from RefSeq and is a predicted model, not a curated record.